Molecule: messenger RNA, 1491 nt
Organism: Saprolegnia diclina VS20
Lineage: Eukaryota; Oomycota; Saprolegniomycetes; Saprolegniales; Saprolegniaceae
Exons: 1
Coding region: 1-1491 (496 amino acids)
Source: RefSeq, a predicted model, not a curated record
AUGCUUGGCGAAGGCGACAGCUUUGCUUGCGACACCAUGACGACAGCCAACGGCCGCGUCAUCAACUACCGCGUGAGCCAAACCGAGACCACCAAGUGGUGCAAGGAGUUUGGUGGUUUCUACAUUCUGAAUGUGACGUCUGGGAUCCAAGAGGUGCUUGUCGCCAACACGUCUGGCGCGCCUGCCUUUACAAGUAUUCCGUUGACGGUUGAGACGCCCGCGUUUAGCAUCAGCUCGCUCAUCGGAUGCUUUGCCAACAUACACAUCGGCGGAACCAACGUCGUGACAACGACGUCAGCGUGGCACGGCGACACGCUCGGCCCGUGGACAGCGCGGUCGACGCGCACGGCACACGCCAACGCGGUGACGAGCAACGGCUCGCUGCAGCGCGUCUGGACGCACCACUACUCGGAGGGGGACGUCACGAUCGUUCGGUUGAUAUACAAGGACGUCUUUCGCCUCUGCAUUUUGGCAAUCGUCAUCUACUAUCGGGUCUCGUCGAUCUACUAUCCGAUUUGGCUCGCGUUCCGGCGCCAGCACCAGCCGUUCUUGGCGUGGAUCUGGCAGCGCCACUUGGGCCUUGUCUUGCACAAGCGAGAGCGCCACAACCUCUUCAUCCUCUUGCUUCUCUCUCUCGAAGCCGUCACGAGCGUGGAAGAUAUCGUGCUCUACUGCCAGCACAUUGUCUACACCAAUGGCUCGUCGUACGGCUCACAGCUGCUCAGCUUGAUGUCCAUCAUGCGCAUCAUCUGGCCUUGCGCGCUGCUUCUGCUGUGUCUCUCGCGUCUCGCGGGGCUUCUCCUUGGACCAGCGUACGUGUUUGCCGUCUCGGAAAACAUCUUUCUCCUUGGCGCCCCGGUCGUCUGGGUCUACGUUCCGCUCUACGUGACCAACCAAGGCAUGCGGCUCAUCUCUGGCUACCGCUGGACGGGCGUCGUCGUGCAUCACUACACCAACUCGAUCUUUAAUGCGUACACGCGGCAAAUGAGCUUUGCUACGCUCUACUGGCACCUCUUUGGCGUCUUUACCCUUGUGUCGCCACUCGUGAUAUUCGGGCUCUCGGCCGUCUGGCGGCGCUCGACCAAAUCCAGCAGCAUUGCUGCGUACCUAUUUGCGCCGACCGAGCACCACCAGAACAGUGUGCACAUCCAGCCCGCGCCGCCGCACGCGUCGCUCGAGGCAAUCCUUCGCGACUCGACGUUCUCGGUACCACCAAGCAUUGCGCGCCAGAUCACGCGCGCCAAGCUGCCAGUAAAGAACUACUGCGAGGCGGGGAAUCUCGCCGCCGACGGCCUCGUGUGCCUCGUCUACGGCGAGCUCCACGUGCUCGGCCUCACCGAGUGGGGCUUGGUUUUCCCUGUUGAAGACGCCGACGGUCACAUUGCAGUCCUCGAUGGCAACAGCGUAGCGUACCGACAGGACGUUACCAUUGAGCGGCUCCUGGCGACGGCGUCGUCGCCACUGGUUCUCGGCAUCCCGGAUCUGCAGUAG